CCUCACAACUCUCUUUCCACUACGCUCUCUCUCUCUCCCUCUCCCUCUCUCGGCUUCUCCUUAUCCUCCCCCGGUCCCUCCCCAGCCCCCGCCCGCCGCCCCCCACACUCCCCGCGCACUCGCAAACCCCUCAGCCGGCACUGACGAGACAUCAGCCCAGAGACUCACACUCACUCCCGCCACCUCGGAGUCUUCCUCUCGUGCUGGUCCCGUCUCCUCUCUCUUCUUUCCCUCCUCCCCCGUCCCCAGCGUCCCUCCGUCAUCAGCAGCGAGGUGGGGAGUGUGCGGGAGUGCGCAGAGCGGGGAGAGGGGCGCCAGGGAGAUAAGGCGUGAGGGAGGUGUGAGUGCAGCCCCAAGACGAGAGGGAGGGAGUCGCGCGCUUCUUCAAGGAGUGGUCGAUGGUCGCGAGUCAUCGGUACACACACAACCACGCUGCUCCUCCUCCUGACGUUGUGUGUGCGUAGCAGAGUAAGAGAAAGACUCAUGUUUGUGGUUGGCAGGCAGUGAGGACAGUGGCUGGCAGCAGCAUGGUGCAGGCCGCGCGCUGCUCGCCGACCCCGUGACUCAGGCCGGCGCGCCCUACACAUAGUGAUGACUUCGUGAGGCGCGGAGGCAGCCAGGUGCACCGGCAGGUUGUGACUGAGGAUGCUGGAGGGCGUCGGCAUGCCUCUGGUGUACAGUGCAGGUGGGGCCGGCGGGCGCGAGCAGCGGCGGCCCAUGUGGACGCAGCACGAGAAGGCGGUGCUGCGGCUGCUGAUGCGUCAGUACGCCGGCGUGACGGAGUUCGACCCUCCUGACGUGCACAAGCAUCCCAUCAGGAACGAGAUGUGGCGGCUGCUGACGGCGCGAUACAACGCCCACCCGCACGUUAGGUCCCGCGACACCAAGCAGCUCCGCAAGGCGUGGGAGAACCUCAAGUACCGCGCCCGCAAGCUGGGCUCCGAGAGUCAGCGCAGCGGGCGCCAGCAGAACGCCGCCGCGGAGUCGAGCUGGCCGCUGGACGGCGUGACGCUGCCCGGGGCGGCGCCCUCCACCCCCGCAUCCCCACCUAGGGAGGCAGGGGAGGUGGGUGACUGGAAGGACGCUGAUGAAGAGUCGCAGAGGAUUCUGGACGACGAGGAGGAUGUAGAGAAGGUGGUGAAGGAAGAGGUGGAGGAGGACUCGCUGGCCACGCAGGACAGGUCUAGCCACACUCCGCCUGCCAGCGAGCGAGGCCCCACCGUGCUGAGCCUGCACCCGCUGGUCUCGUCACUCCUUGGGGGAGGCCUGGGCUCGCUGGCCACUACGUUGCCCUUCCUCACCUCCCCCUCCUCCCCGCUGGCCACGGGGCUACUCCUCCCGCAGGUGGUGUCCUCUCUGUCGGGCAGGGAGCUGGACAGCAGGAGCACCAUCUUGAGGUCUUCCAUAGACGCCGCCUCAUCGCCCACAGCAGUCACCUCCGCCGCGCCCACCUCCACCACCACUACCUCAGACACAAGCAUUUCUACCUCAGGGGCGUCCGUCGUCCUCAACGGUGUUUCUCAGGCAUUCUCAAACACCUCGACGGACGCCGCCUCCCCCUCCUCCCCCUGCCCAGAGAAGCAACCGGGAGAAUCCGUCACCGAGCCACCCCUCGCCCAGGAGCGCCUGCACCAGCGCGUGGCGGGCGUGGAGGCGUCCAUCCGCAAUACGGAGGAGCAGCACCAGGCACAGAUGCAGCUGCUGAGGCUGCAGAUGGCGCAGGCGGUGACGGAGCACGACGCCAAGAUGCGAGUGUUGGCCACACAGCUGGAGUACUGGCAGAGGCGCCUCCGUGUGCAGCAGCAAGUGUCAGACGUGCUGUCCGUCACCACUCAGCAGGAGCCCGAGGCGGAGGACGAGCAGCUGCCUUGACCCCACGUCCCCGUCAGCUGGCUCCUGUCCCUGCCACGGGUGGCCGAGCACAGGCUGGGUGCCGGGUGCUGCUGGCCAGGUUGUGAGUGACUGACUGUCCAAGUUUAGUGUUGAUAUCUAGGUCUUGUCGGCGUCGGGUAGCACUGCACGCGCUUGUGUGGUUUAAUCAUUCCAGGUGUUUUGAGUGUCAGCAGGUCGUGGCGCGGCGGCCUCGGCCUCCCGCCGUGACCAGUAGGGUGUUCGACGUAAGGAAACAAGUAUUACUAUACAUUGCUGUUUGUGACCUCAGGCGUGGCGUAUGUCGGUGUGUGUGUGUGUGUGUGUGUGUGUGUGUGUGUGUGUGUGUGUGUGUGUGUGUGUGUGUGUGUGUGUGAGUGAGUGAGUGAGUGAGUGAGUGAGUGAGUGAGUAAGUGAGUGAAGAGUGAGUGGUGAGGUGGUGUUAGCGGUAUGAGUGUGGCACACAGAGCUGGGAAGUGUAGGUAUCGUGGACACUUUGGUUUUGUUAGCGCAACGCUUGGUUAGUGAGGAGGGGUCCACCCCCGCCCAUCCCUCGUCUCCCAGAAGCGGCUUCCAUUCCUGCACUGCAUAAAGCAACAGAGUACUACGGGUCCUGGGCUUCCCGCGAGGCGUCGACGCCGCGGCCCCCGUGGGCGGCCCAGCGCUUCCUGAUCAUCAAAUCGUAACGUAAGCAAGAGGGGCGUGGAGGAGGAAUUCCGGCUACCUGGGAAACCUCUUACCCGGCACGACCAGGAUUUUGUUUUGCUAGAGUCACUUCAGGUGGGCUGCUGCUGCUGCUGCAACACCUCAGCUUUAACCCGCCGCCACCACCGCCGCCGCCGCCGCAGGACUCCCUCCCGGGGCGCGGGGCGCCGCCCCCGCCCUGGAGAAGGAAGUUGGCGGCGUGCAGGCUGGAGCUUCCCGGCGGGUGGGCAGCCUCAGCACUGUACAUAACAGUAUACCUGACCAUUGUAUUUACACAGAUAUUAUAUUUUUAGUAAGAUUAUGUGCUAUACCGCUAAUAAAUAUUAUAAAACAUUA
Messenger RNA from Portunus trituberculatus (swimming crab), 2910 nucleotides. RefSeq names its product myb/SANT-like DNA-binding domain-containing protein 3. The transcript is spliced from 2 exons. The record is from RefSeq and is a predicted model, not a curated record. Bases 646 to 1872 code for a protein of 408 amino acids. Lineage: Eukaryota; Metazoa; Arthropoda; Malacostraca; Decapoda; Portunidae.